Molecule: messenger RNA, 2176 nt
Organism: Neomonachus schauinslandi (Hawaiian monk seal)
Lineage: Eukaryota; Metazoa; Chordata; Mammalia; Carnivora; Phocidae
Gene: HTR7
Product: 5-hydroxytryptamine receptor 7
Exons: 3
Coding region: 1-1347 (448 amino acids)
Biological process (GO): G protein-coupled receptor signaling pathway, coupled to cyclic nucleotide second messenger; chemical synaptic transmission; circadian rhythm
Cellular component (GO): membrane; dendrite
Molecular function (GO): neurotransmitter receptor activity; G protein-coupled serotonin receptor activity
Source: RefSeq, a predicted model, not a curated record
AUGAUGGACGUUAACAGCAGCGGCCGCCCGGACCUCUAUGGGCACCUCCGCUCUUUGCUCCUGCCGGAGGUGGGGCGCGGGCUGCCGGACCUGAGCCCCGACGGCGCCGGCCCGGUCUUGGGCUCCUGGGCGCCGCACCUGCUGCGCGGGGUCCCAGAGGUGACGGCCAGCCCGGUGCCCACCUGGGACGCGCCGCCGGACAAUGCCUCUGGCUGCGGGGAGCAGAUCAACUACGGCAGAGCCGAGAAAGUUGUGAUCGGCUCCAUCCUGACGCUUAUCACGCUGCUGACGAUCGCCGGCAACUGCCUGGUGGUGAUCUCGGUGUGCUUCGUCAAGAAGCUCCGCCAGCCCUCCAACUACCUGAUCGUGUCCCUGGCGCUGGCCGACCUCUCGGUGGCCGUGGCGGUCAUGCCCUUCGUCAGCGUCACCGACCUCAUCGGGGGCAAGUGGAUCUUUGGCCACUUCUUCUGCAACGUCUUCAUCGCCAUGGACGUCAUGUGCUGCACGGCCUCGAUCAUGACCCUAUGCGUGAUCAGCAUCGACAGGUACCUUGGGAUCACGAGGCCGCUCACGUACCCUGUGAGGCAGAACGGGAAGUGCAUGGCGAAAAUGAUUCUCUCCGUCUGGCUGCUUUCGGCCUCCAUCACCUUACCCCCGCUCUUCGGGUGGGCUCAGAACGUAAACGACGACAAGGUGUGCUUGAUCAGCCAGGAUUUCGGCUACACCAUCUACUCCACGGCAGUGGCGUUUUAUAUCCCCAUGUCCGUCAUGCUGUUCAUGUACUACCAGAUCUACAAGGCCGCCAGGAAGAGCGCCGCCAAGCACAAGUUCCCCGGCUUCCCCCGGCCCGAGGAGCCGGACAGCAUCAUCUCCCUGAACGGCAUGGUGAAGCUCCAGAAGGAGGUGGAGGAGUGUGCCAACCUUUCGAGACUCCUCAAACACGAAAGGAAAAACAUCUCCAUCUUUAAGCGGGAGCAGAAAGCAGCCACCACCUUGGGGAUCAUCGUCGGGGCCUUCACCGUGUGCUGGCUGCCCUUUUUCCUCCUCUCCACGGCCAGACCCUUCAUCUGCGGCACGGCCUGCAGCUGCAUCCCGCUGUGGGUGGAGAGGACAUUUCUGUGGCUGGGCUAUGCAAACUCUCUCAUUAACCCUUUUAUAUAUGCCUUCUUCAACCGGGACCUGAGGACCACCUACCGCAGCCUACUCCAGUGUCAGUACCGGAACAUCAACCGCAAGCUGUCAGCUGCAGGCAUGCACGAGGCCCUGAAGCUCGCCGAGAGGCCCGAGAGACCCGAGUUUGUGCUACAAAACUCUGACUACUGUAGAAAAAAAAGUCAUGAUUCAUGAUCAAAAGUGGAAUAAUGGAAAUGAAAUCAACAAGGCAAGACAGAGGUGGCAACAGAACUCAACCAUUUGCUGAGGCCACAGAAUGGAGUGCGGCUUGUCCUUUCCUGGGGUGGCUGAGACGUGACAAGCAGGGUGAUCUGUUGUACAAAGCAUAUUGUGAGGGAGAUGGUGACCUCUCAUCUUUUCCUGUGGAUCAGUGCUGCUGUGUGCCAGGGAAAAUAGUUUUCCGCUUAAGACAGCCAGAUCAGCUCAGCAGUACGCACACAGACAGAACUGAGUCCCAGAAAGGAAACCAUUUCUGGUGCUUUGUGUAUGUCCAAGCCCCUACAAAUGGAAGAAAGUUCCAAUGCACACUUCCCAUGCUUCCAAGUCUAGGCAUUGUGGUGAAUAGUCAGGAAUCAUUCACAAGACAGAAUGUAUUUUGUGGCAGGACAGAAGGGUGUGUUUCCAAGCAAAUUGUGGUUAAGCGUAGUGUUGAAUAUGUUGCAUGUCCGUGUUAGAAAACAGAAUCCUGUCAUCAGCUAAUACAAAUGAUGUCCCAGAGCAGUGUCUGGUUAAAGCUUCUGUCAAAUAGUUUCGCUUCUUUGCAGGGUCCCUGUGACUUCCCCACCAAUGUACUUAUCUUUGUGAACUCAUGUAUCGUUAUGGUAUAACUCAGGAACAGAUCUCAGGAUGGAGAGAAACAGAAAACCUGGAUAAAGCUUUUUCUUGCACUCACACUUCUUCUGAAGGGUCCUGAGAGAUGAGGGGUGUUCCUUCGGUGAGGCUUUGUACCUGGAUGAAGAGCGAGCGCCACCGAACUGGGCUGUAUACCAGCAUGGUUGUGGGC